AUGAAUCAAAAUUUUGAAGGAUCUUAAACUGAAGUUCUACAUCCUAAAACACAUAUGUAGAUAUAGGCAGUUUAGCAUGAAAAAAUAAUCUAAGGGUUUGAUCAUGAUCCUGAUAAAUUUUUAGGAGAAUUUUAAUUUAACUCACAUUUACUUACAAGACAAUAUCUAGUAGGAGAAGGUACACAUUAAAAUCAAUUUAAUAGGAACACAAUUAAGAUUAUACUUUACAAAAAUUACUCCAUAAAAUAUUUAAAUUAAAGCAUCAUUAGCAAUCAUUCAUGGAUUUGGUGAACAUUCAGGGAGAUUUUUACAUGUAUAUUAUCAAUUUAGAAUAAUAGUUAGCUGAUUUUUAUGCUAAAGCUGGAUUUGAAAUAUUUAUGAUUGAUUUAAGAGGAUUUGGUUAUUCUGGUGGUGCAAGAGGAUGUGCUACAUAAUAAUAAUUACUUUAAGAUGUCAAGGUUUUAAUUUAAUAAGUGAAUCCAUCAUUACCAUUAUUUUUAUAUGGUCAUUCAAUGGGAGGAUUAGUAGUUUUAUCAUUUACAUUAUUAAAUCCAGCUAUUUAAAUUGCUGGUGUUAUAGCUACAAGUCCAUUAUUAGGAUUUCCAUCUGAUCGUAAAUUAGAUUGGUUGAAACUCAAUUUUGUUACUACAGCUGGUAAAAAAUUAGAAGACAUGGUUGUAAAUAGUAUGGUUAAUCCAACUGCUUUAACAAAAAAUAAUAAUCAAUUGAAACAUUCAUUUGGAGAUAGAUUAAUGAUUCCAUUUUGUGGUUUAAAUAUGGCAGCAUCUAUAUUAUCAUAAGUAAAAAUGAUGAAGAGUCAUUCUCAUUUAUUUAAUAAACCAUUAUUAAUUUUACAUGGAAAAUAAGAUGCUGUAACUAAUUAUCAUGAUUCUGUAUAUUUCUUUGAAAAUUGUAAAAGUUAAGAAAAAGCUUUAAAACUAUUUGAAAAUGGAUAUCAUGAAUUAUAACAUGAUGAAGAAUGUGAUGAAUUAAUGACUAUUACAUUGGAUUGGUUAUAGAGACGUUUGGAUAAUGCAAAAAUCCUUGGUAAUGUUCCUACAGUAAUUAAUGUACAUCCAUUAAAGAGAAAAUCAAAUAAUAAAUUGAAAAUCAUUUUAUUAAUAUUGAUAGUAGCCUAUUUUAUUGUUUCAAUAAAGUAUAUUAUUGUAUAUGAUUGUUAGAUAUAAAAAUUUAGCUUAAGGUUCAAAACUCAAGAAACUAAUCAUCCCAUUAUUAUUAUUUAAAAAAUGA
Molecule: messenger RNA, 1251 nt
Organism: Paramecium pentaurelia
Lineage: Eukaryota; Ciliophora; Oligohymenophorea; Peniculida; Parameciidae
Source: the annotation of a GenBank genome assembly